Pongo pygmaeus (Bornean orangutan) is the source of this 25089-nucleotide messenger RNA. It is a transcript of the gene ZNF780B, whose product is annotated as zinc finger protein 780B. The record is from RefSeq and is a predicted model, not a curated record. Bases 18367 to 20871 code for a protein of 834 amino acids. Gene Ontology annotation, biological process: regulation of transcription by RNA polymerase II. Gene Ontology annotation, cellular component: nucleus. Gene Ontology annotation, molecular function: DNA-binding transcription factor activity, RNA polymerase II-specific; RNA polymerase II cis-regulatory region sequence-specific DNA binding. The transcript is spliced from 5 exons. Lineage: Eukaryota; Metazoa; Chordata; Mammalia; Primates; Hominidae.
UUAAUCGUGUCUCAAACCAUGUUCAGCAUCAGAGUAUUCGUGCUGGAAUAGGCUUCAUUCCAGUGUGGGAAAGGCUUCAUUCGUGGUUCAAACCUUACUCACCAUCAGAAAAUUCAUUCCAGUGAGAAACUCUUUGUAUGCAAGGAGUGGAGGAAGACCUUUAGAUAUCAUUACCAACUUAUUUAACAUUACCAAAUUCACACUGGUUAAAAACCCCUUUGAAUGUAAAGAAUGUGGAAAGGCCUUCAGUUUUCUGACACAGCUUGCUGGACUUCAGGUCAUUCAUACUGGCGAGAAGCCAUUUGAAUUUGAGAAAUGUGGGAAGGCUUUUAAUAGUGGCUCAAACCUUGUUCGACAUCAGAGUGUUCAUACUGGUGAGAAACUCUACAAAUGUAAGGAGUGUGGGAAAACUUUCAGAUUUUGUUUGGUCCUGACUGCAUAUCAAAGAAUUCAUACUGGUAUGAAACCCUGUGAAUGUACAGAAUUUGGGAAGACCUUUAGUUGUAGCUCAAACAUUGUUCAACAUGUUAAAAUUCAUACUGGUGGGAAACCCUAUAAUGUAAGGAAUGUGGGAAAGCAUUUACUGUGGAUGAUCAGCUGUCUCAACAUCAGAAAAUUCAUAAUAGUUAGAAAUUUUGUGACUAUAAGGAGUGUGGACAAGCCUUCACUGUGUAUGAAAAAUUUACUCAACACCAGAGAGCUCAUAUUGAUGAGAAAUCUUGUGAACAUAAAAGAAUGUGUGAAGAACUUUCAUCAUGGCCUGGGAUUUGCUCAACUUCUGAGUAUUCAUACUUCUGAGAAAUCUUUGAGUGUAAGGAAUAUGGGGCGUUUUAUAGCCACACUAAAUACCUUGGAGUUCGGAGAAGAUAAUUCUUGUGAGAAAGUCUUUGAAUGAGGAAUAUAGGGUAGCUGUCAUGUUCACAAUAUACUCCCUAUGAAAUAAUUUACCAGAUACAGGCAUACCUCGCUGAAUUGUGCAUUGCAGUUAUUGUGUUUUAUACAAACUGAAGGUUUGUGGCAACCCUGUGGUGAGCAAGAUGAUCAGGUCCAUUUUCCCAACAUCAGAUGUGCAUUUCGUGUCUUUAUGUCACAUUUUGGUAAUUCUCAGAAUAUUUCAAACGUUUUCAUUGUUAUAUAUCUAUCAUGGUGAUCAAUGACCAGUGAUUUUUGAUGUUACUAUUGUAAUUGCUUUGGGAUACCACAAAUUCUGCCCAUAAAAGAUGGUAAACCUAGUUGAUACUUGUUGUGGGUUUUGAAAGAAUAGUCAAAUAUACAAUCAUAUACCCCACCCUAGAUUCAAAAUUGUUAACAAUUUGCACGUUUAUUUUUUGUAUAUUUGUUGUGCCAUUGAGAAUAAGUUUUAGACAUCAUGACACUUUACCCUUUAUUUAAUCAACAUGUGUAUCAACCAAACAUAAAGACAAUAUCAUAUAGCCAUUGUACCAUAAUUACCCUUAAGGAAAGUAUUCAUAAUUCUGUAAUAUCAUUCCAUUUUCAGAUUUCUUCAUUGGCUUCCAAACCAUCUUUUACAGCUAUUCAUAUUCAAAGGAGAAUCCAUUGCAGAAUCUGCAUUGCAUUUGGUUAUCUCUCUUUAGUAGCCUGGAAAUCCUAUGAAUGUAGGCUCUCAAAUUUUGGUAGGUAUUAGAAUCAACAGUGGAACUUAGUAAAGCUACAGAGACUUAAGCCCUAGCUUAUAAUUCUGGGCCUCUAUGUUUUUUAUUAUUUCUCCAGGUGAUUGUGAUACCAACCAGAGUUAGAGAGCCACUGACCUAGAACAUUUCUCCUCUCUCCUCAUUCUUUUUUUUUUUUUUUUGCAGUUGCAAGAUUUAAUAGAGUGAAAACAGAGCUCCCAUACAAAGGGAGGGGACCCAAAGAGGGUAGCUGUUGCCGGCUCGAAUGCCUGGCUUUAUAUCCUGAUCAUUGUCCCUCCCACUGUGCUCUCAGGCAAUAGAUGAUUGGCUGUUUCUUUACCUCCUGUUUUUGCCUGAUUAGCAUUUUAGCGGGCUGUCUUUCCUACCUGAUUGGUCGGGUGUGGGCUAAGUUGCAAGCCCCGUGUUUAAAGGUGGAUGUGGUCACCUUCCCAGCUAGGCUUAGGGAUUCUUAAUCGGCCUAGGAAAUCCAGCUAGUCCUGUCUCUCAGUACCCUCUCUCAACAGGAAAACCCAAGUGCUGUUGGGGAGGUUGGCCAACAACUGCUCUAAUUGCUUCCUGCUGAAUUGGGGUGUAGUAGGAGUUGUGCAGUUGAGAUUUCCUCGGGACGGGUGCCUUCGAUGUCAUUAACAUUGGAGCAUGGGCUAGCAGGCCGGUCCAGGGGUCCGUGGUAGAUUUUAGUCAUGGACUGCAUCUGGGGCCCCAUUUGAAGAACUAUUUGUAGCUUUACAGCUUCGAUUCUGGAAAAGACAAACUUAACAAGGAGGUUAAAGAUACAGGGAUUGAAAUGUAUGGCCUGCAGUGCAGGGGAUUAUUUCUUUGGCACACUUCACAGACCCUGACUAUCUGCUUGAUAGUUUUGAAAAGGCCUGGUCCAUCUCCUCAUUCUUAAAAAAUGAGAUUGAAUUUUGAUUAGCCCAGGAAAGUUGUCUAUGUGUUUAGAUUUCUUUCUUUAUAGUGUCAUUUAGUCUUAUUCUCUUUGUUGCAUAUUCUGUACAAGGGAAUUUGAGUCCAGAGGCUCUGUUAGGUCAGAUUAAACAUUUUGGGGAAGAAUACUUUGUAGGCUAUUUGUAUGUCAUGUUUUACUGUUAGAAAACAUUUAAGUACAGGUCCUUGCAUUAGUGAAACUAAGUUUGGUCAUUUGGGUAAGCUGGUAACCACCAUAAGUCCAUCGUAAAGAUCUAAUUUGUACUGGGUAAAUAAUCUAUGGAGAGACUUUGACCUCUGAAUAUUUAUAGUCAUGUGUAUUUUAGCUGUGGAUUGAAUACAAAAUGAAAAUUGAGAUAGACUAUUCAAAAAUGAACGCCAUUAAGGUUGUCAACAUAAGUCAACUUGUGUGAUAAGGCUGACAGUAUAUGCAGUACAAAAUUAGCACCCUCUAGUUUAUUCAGGGAGCCAAGAUUGUUUUGUCUGGAACCUUGUUUUUGUUCAGCAUUUAUCAUCAGCACCUAUAUACAUCAUGGCUGGUACAUGAGCUGUUGAUAAACUUUGAAAAAAAUUAAGCCUUUAAAUCAAGCUAUAAAACAUGAUCCCAUUGUGGCAUCAUGAAUUAGAGAUUAACUUUUUUAAAGAUCAAUAAUAAUCCUUUGUGAUUUUAUUCCAGUGCAUUUAAAAAUCUAUAAAAUGAUAAUUUAUAUUGAUAGCUUUCUUCUUUCUGUGAAUAUACCCUUAUCAGAUUAUUAUGCUUUUGAUAGACUACUUAAUUCUAUUUCUUAACAUUUAAUUGUAUCUAUAAUCAUAAGUAAAGUUAUAAUUUUCUAAACAUUUUUCAGGUUUUGUUAAUGCAAUGAUCUUAUAAAUCUUACAAAACGAGGCUAUUUAAAACCUGGCUUUCUAGUCUCAUGUUCCUAUUUUUUAUUUCCAGUUUCAUCUUUUUCGUAUUGAUUGUCUUUGACUUUCUUUUUUGAACUCAACAGAUUCCGUGGGUAUUAAGCCAGCACAACUCCUUUAUGGGUCAUUGCACAUUCUGGUAUCUCAUUAAGAACUGUCAUAAAAGAAAGAUCCCUGGAGGCCUUCCAGUGAAACUCUAUCAUCAUGCAAUAUUGGGAUUUCUAAGCUGGAAGUCACAGUCCCUUUGCAAACAUAAUAAAACACUUUAAAAUAUUUGCUAAAGUUACAAACCAAGUAUGUAAAAAUUUAAAAAUCACCUACUACUUUUAAAAGCAGAGAAGGCAUCCAUAGACUAUUUCCUUGCUUACAAGCUCAGUGAACAUAGUGAAUUCACUUACAAAAAGAAUUUUCUCAAUUUUAGUUGCUUUUCAAAAAAAUUCUUAUUCCUUUUAUUUGUAAUUCUUUGACAUUGUGGCUGCUUCACGGUUUUGGUGAUUGGACAGUUUGGUCUUUAUUAUGCUAUUAACAUUUUUACCUGUCCUGAAACAAUGAAAUACAAUCAAAGAAACAGAAGAUUGCUGGACCUUGAACCACAUUAUGAUAUCAGAUGACCCAGAGUCAUGGUUACUAAGUUGCUUAAAUUUUUAGUAACAAAGAUGUAUUAGAAAGUGACAGGUCAAUUAAAUAAUGGUUUUUUUGGAUACGUUUAAUUAUAUAAUCCCCUUAAGUUGUGCUUAGUCAGCAGUAUUUAAUCUGUUGUCUAUUAUAUAUCUAACUAGUCUGGUAUGUUUAUUAUAUAUUUAUGUGUUGCUUAUUCAUAUCUUAUUGGAGUAACUCAUUUUUAAAACAAUAUAUUUCAUCUCCUAGGAGAAGAGGAUCAAGUAUGUGUUUUUAUUCUUUUUCAUUAGGACAUUGGGGUAUAUUCUUAUUGUGAAAUGUAUUGAAUAUUUCAUUUAUUUGGUUUGUGAGUCUGACCUUCACUCCCUAGCACUGAUUUUUAUUUGGACCUCCUUUUACCUGAUUCAUAGGAGUUAUGAGUAGCCAUUAAUAUGGAUACAUUUUUCCCAUUUCUAGUACACUGCCUCUUCCAAAAGUGUCUGACUUACUCAAACUUCUCUGUAUUUGUUCCAUCUUGCUUUUACAGAUCAAUACAAAUAGGUAACUAUACCUUCUAAACAAACAUCAAGUUAGUGGAAAAAAGGCAUAUGAACAGUUCUUUCUCACCUACUAUCAACAGUAAAUUAAACAUUCCUAACUGCAGCCUCCUUUUGUAAAAUUUAUAACCAUUUAUCUUUUGAGUGUGACAUGAUACUAGAUGUAUGAUAAUUACGUUUUGUGUAUCAGUAUGAACAUGAUUUUUAACAGACUUGUUCCAAUGAACUAUUAUAGAGAUGGUCCCCAACAAUGUCAACUAACAAUUUCUCAGCUUUAUGAUGGUGCAAAAGUGAUAUGUUGCUAUAGUUUGGAUAUUUGUCCCUCCAAAUCUCAUGUUGAAGUUUGAUCUCAGUGUUGGAGGUGGGGCCUAAUGGAAGGUGUUUGGGCCAUGGCGGAAGAUCCCUCAUGAAUAAAUUAAUGCCCUCUCUGGAUUGAGGGGUGAGUAAGCUAUCACUCUGUUAGUUUUUGUGAGAGCUGAUUGUUCAAAAGAACCUGGCACCUCCUCCCUCACCCUCUUGUUUUCUCUCUUGCCAUGUGAUGUCUGCAUACACUGGCUCUCCCUUCAUCAUCUGCCAUGAGUGGAAGCAGCCUGAGACCCUUAGCAGAAGCAGAUGCUGCACCAUGAUUCUUGUACAUUCUGCAGAACAGUGAGCCAAAUAAGCCUCUUUAUUAAUCACCCAGCCUCAGAUAUUCUUUUAUAGCAAUACAAAAUGGACUCAGACAUACUUAGUCAGAGUAUGCUCCUCAAAUUAAGAUGGGGCUAUGUUACGCUGAAAAUAUUGUAGGUCAUAAAUACACAUUUGGCAUAUGAUGUGAUGGGUUUAUUUGGAUAUAACGCUGUCAUAAGUUGAGAAGCAUCUGUAGUAAUUAUGAUAAUUUGAUGUGUAGCCAGUAGGAGUCCAGUUACAUUUGUUUUUUUGACUUCUUUUUUUCUUUUCACUUUUUAAAUGAAUAUCGUGUUCAGGUCCUAAGAAGAUGUUUUAGACUGAUCCUUCUUUGUUGGUCCAUGUCCCCCAUGCCUCUUGUCCUGAGUCAUGGAAUCAACCCACGAUUCAGUACCCUCGUAAGGUGUCCUGGUUCUAUUUAGAGGAAAAGAGCCUUAGAGACCAAGAAAUCUGGCUGCUGUGGGUGCACAUGGCAGUUACAGGUAUGGAAAAAAGAUGCUGCUUUUGUUAGAAUUCUUUUAAUAGUUUCAGAGUAGAAAAUGUCAUCGUCAGGUCAGAAGUUCACUCUGAUUUUUCUCAACUUACAUUUCUAUGAUCUGCUCUUGUUUGCAUUUGGUAUUUUAUUGAAUUAUAAGGUUUUAUGUAUGGUGAUAGCUGAGAAGUUUAUCUCCUGCUAGGGCCUGCCUGAAAUGACAUAUUAAUCUGCUUGCCCAUUUUUGGAGAUAUUGGUCUGAUUCAAAUUUGUCAUGGUGUUUCUGAGCAGUGUUAUGAAGAACAUUCAAUAAUGGAUAAUAGAUAGACAGAUAGAUGGAUAGAUAGAUAGACAGAUAGAUGGAUAGAUAGAUAGAUAGAUAGAUAGAUAGAUAGAUAGAUAUAUUUAUAUUUGAGAUGGAGUUUUGCUUUUGUUGCCCAGGCUGGAGUCCAAUGGUGCAGUCAUGGCUCACCACAACCUCUGCCUCCCAGGUUCAAGCGAUUCUCCUGCCUUAGCCUCCCAAGUAGCUGGGAUUACAGGUGCCUGUCACCACGCCCAGCUAAUUUUUGUAUUUUUAGUAGAGACAGCUUUCAGCAUGUUGGCCAGGCUGGUCAUGAACUCCUAACCUCAAGUGAUCCGCCCGCCUCAGACCCCAAAGUGCUGGGAUUACAGGUGUGAGACAUCUCGCCCAGCCGACAAUAGAUAAUAUUUUGAAUGUUCAUAGAUUCCCCAGAAAAAAACUGGACAGAAGAUUUCUGUCAUCCUUUUUUUUUUUUGAGACGGAGUCUCGCUGUCUCGCCCAGGCUGGAGUGCAGUGGCUCGAUCUCUGCUCACUGUAAGCUCUGCCUCCUGGGUUGACGCCAUUCUCCUGCCUCAGCCUCCUGAGUAGCUGCGACUACAGGAGCCCGCCACCAUGCCCGGGUAAUUUUUUUUUUGUUUUGUUUUUGUUUUUGUUUUUGUUUUAGUAGAGACGGGGUUUCACUGUGUUAGCCAGGAUGGUCUCGAUCUCCUGACCUCGUGAUCCGCCCGCCUCGGCCUCCCAAAGUGCUGGGAUUACAGGCAUGAGCCACAGCGCCCAGCCUUCUGUCAUCCUUUUAUAGGGUAUUAUGAUAAUCCAGUUUGCAGUAUGGGGGAUGAGAGACCUGUGUGUUCUAAUUUCUAGGAUACCAUUCCAUUUCUAUGAGUCUUCUGCAUAAGUGUGGUCUCUCGGGUUUCACUGUGGUUAUUUGUAAUUGCUGAAAGUGAAACUUUCUCCUUGGAUUCCCCAGCGGGUCAGAGUCUGUUAUUAUAGAUUAGAGUUCAGGAUUAUAGAACUAGUAAUUUUUAUUAACAGUUGGCUAUGACUAUCUAGAGUAAGGACUGCAUUUAUUUUUCCAAGAUGUUGUCAUGUGACAUAACUUAUGGCCAGCAGGAUGUAAGUGAAUAUUUUGGCAGUUCUAGAAACCUCUCUUAAAACACAGCUGGCUUAAUAUAUUAAUAUUUGAGAAAUCUGGGUGAAGGAUAUCCAGAAAUUCUUUACGAUUUUUCCCAGUUCUGUGUAAGCCUGAGAGCUCAUACCAUUCUGAUGCCAGAAGUGGAAGAAUUCAUGAUUGGUUUGGAACAAGGCCACAAUAUCAGGCUUACAUCCAUAUUAUAUGACAGAGAAAUUGACCUUAUCUUGUUUUAUCCGCUUUAAUUUGGUGCAGUUUUACUAUUUUACUCACAACCAAAUUUAAUCUUAAAUGAUACACCUAGAUUGUCAUAUAUUAAGACUAAGAACAGUCAAUAUAUUCUAUGUUCUGUAGCUCAAAAGCACAGAUCUGCAGAGAGGAGAGCAUCUAUCCCAUGCGUGUUGUCAUGUGCUUAUCCCACACCCUAUUAAAACCACAGUACCUGUAAGGGAGACAUUUUUUUUUCUUCAAGAAUAUGUAUUUCUGCCACAUCUAUGAUUCUCCAAAAUGAGAUGACAGAAAAUGCUAAACAAUUGUUAGAUGACUGUAUGAAGUUCCACUUCUGGAUAAUAGGAUACGGAGACUCUGCAGGCUCAUUUACCAGCAAGACAAGUAAAGGUGGAAAAACAAAAAAACCCAAAAACUAUUUUUAAAACCUUACUAUUUGAGAUCUGAAAGAGUGCAAAGAGUAUACAGUGAAUGAAAUAUCUAACAACAAAGUCUACUAAAACUUGGUAAGAGCAGUGAGAAUUCGUGGUAUUUAAGACACAGCCCACUCUUUUCUUGUCUUCACAGCUCAGUUUUAUGGAAGCUUCACACUGGGUGGAUGCUGCCAAGAUUAUGUGGCUACAGCUCUCAAUCAAGUUUUAUAACAACAGGAGGGUCAGGCUUCCAGGGAUUCUUAUUCCCACCUCCUCUCAGUUGAAGAGGCUAAAUUCCUGGUGAUACAACUAAGAGGCUUGGGGCUCCAUUGCUUCCCCCGCUCCCACCCAUAGGUUGGAAGCUCUACCCAGGCACAGUGAACUCAGAUUUGGGCCCUGAUUGCCUUUGCCUCAGCUUGCUUGAAGGCAGAGGUUUCACAAGAAGAGAAACAAAAUGGCUACCACCCAGCCCAUUGCCCAGAAUGGUGGUUCAGACAUUUUGUCCAGAGGGAGAGACAGUCUAUAAGAAUAGAGCUCUGAAGCUCUCUCGAGAAGAAUGGAAUUUAUUUGAAACAGUGUCAAAAACUUCCCUUAAUUAAAAACAACAUGAACCAUAAGUCAGCUAGUUAAUCAGAUAAUUCCAGGGGAAGACACAGCUAAGGAGCCCUCCUAAAGUCAAAAGAAACCUUAAAGACUGGCCUCGAAAACUAGCCCUGCUUGGCUUAAAUUAUACCAAACUGCUUAGUAAUGAAUGCUCCAGGGAAUUGUUAAGAACAGUAGAGUGAUCAGACAGAAGCCAGUGGAGCCUAGUGGGCUAGAAAUAAUAUCAAAGGAGACAAACAUCUUAACACAGAGAUCAGGGAAAGAUGGUCAAAGAGACUCCUGUUUAAAACCAUACCAGGGUAUACUCUGCAUAUGUCCAAGGCUGUACCCUCUGAAGAGCAACAAAAUGCUUCCCAUUGCAAACUAUUUCACUAAAAUAGCUUAGUGAAAACACAAAACAAAUAACUACGGGUAACUCUGCGUAUGUCCAAGGCUGCACCCACUGAAGAACAACAAAAUGCUUCCCACUGCAAGCUAUUUCACUAAAAUAGCUUAGUCAAAACAGAAAACAAAUAACAACAAAACAAAACAAACAACAAAACCACUCUGAAGAACAACAACAAAAACCACUCUGAAGAAGGGGACAGGGAAUCAGUAUCCAGAAUUGCCAUAGUAUGUUACCUAAUAUGUCCACUUAUCAACAAGAAAUUGUAAGACAUAUAAAGAAACUAAAAUGUUCGACUUACAAACAGGAAAAAAGCAGGCAACAGAAAUGGCCUUUGACAGGAAACAUAUCAGAUUUAAAAGACAAAAACUUCAAGGUAGCCAUUAUAUAUACAUUCACAGCAGUAAGGGAAAAUAUAAUGUCUCAUCAAAUAAAGAAUAUCAAUAAAGGAAAUCAUAAGAUGAACCAAAUGUAAAUUCUGGAGUUGAAGGAUAUAAUAACCAAUAUAAAAAAAUCAUUAGAAGGGCUAAAUAAGUUUGAGCUGGCAGAAGAAUUAGAAAACUUUCAAAUAGAUCAAUAGAAAUUAUGCAUCCUCAAUUCCAUCUUCCCAUUAGAAAAUAGAAUAAGAAAAUGAAGAGAUAGGAUGAGAAAAUAGAACAAAGAAAUAUAAACAGAGCCUCAGAGAAAUUCAGGACGCCUUUCAGUGCACCAAUGUACAUGUAAUGAGAAUACCAUAAAGUGGGGAGAAAGAAGCACAAAAAGAUUCAAAGAAAUAAUGGCUAAAAAAUCCAUAAUUUGUCGAACAAACAUUAAUCUAUACUCACAAGCAUCUCAACAAACUGUGAACAGAAUGAAUGCAAACAUGUCCACAAACAGACACAUCAUAGUAAAAAUGUUAAAAGUGAAAGGAAAUGUUGAAAGCUGUAAGAGAAAAACAAUGUGCCACAAGGGUACCCCAACAGAUUAACAGCAAACUUCUCAUCAGAAACAAUGGAGGGGAUGUAAGACACUGGGAUGAUAUAUUCAAAGUACUCAAAGGACAAAAGCUUUGUCAACCAUGAUCUUAUGUCUAGUAAUGCUGCCUUCAAAAAAAAGGUGAAACAAAGCCCUCCCAGAUCUGCCAUAUGAGAAAUUGUAACAAAAAAAAUUAUUAAUUCUGAAAGCAAGUAAAACACAUGAAAAUUAAAAAUCACAUUUUUAAAAAGAACAAAAUUAAUAUUUAUAAUUAUAAAGGUAAUUAUAGCCAGGCACAGUGGCUCACGCCUGGAAUCUCAGCACUUUGAGAGGCUAAGGUGGGCAGAUUGCCUGAGGUUGGGAGUUCAAGACCAGCCUGGCCAACAUGGCAAAACCCCGUCUCUACUAAAAAUACAAAAAUUAUCUGGGCAUGGUGGCGUGCACCUGUAGUCCCAACUACUUGGAAGGUGAGGCAAGAUAAUCACUUGAAACCAGGAGGCAGAGGUUACAGUAAGCUGAGAUCAUGCCACUUCACUCCAGGCUGGGCAGCAAAGUGAGACUCUGUCUCUCACACACACAAAAUGGCAAUUAUAAAAGGCAGCAUAAGUGCACAUUUCUUUUACUUUUUUCUCUUAAUAGAUUUAACAAGCAAUUGUAUAAUACAAUAUGUACAUAAUUGUAUUAUUGGCCAUAUGACAUGGAAAUGUAAUAUAUUUGACAAUAGCAGCAUAAAGGAAGUAAAUGACAGCAGAGUUGUAUUGGAGUAAAGAAAUGAUACAUGAUAGUAACUAGAAUUCACAGGAAUGAAUAAAAAGAAGUAGAAAUAGUAAAUAAAAAGCUAUAUAUUAAAAAUACCAUAUAAAUAUAUAUAUAUUCUUUUCCAUCCUUAAUAGACAUAAACCUAUACAGAAUAAGUAUAAUGUAUUUUUGAGUCUGUAGCAUGUGUAGACAUAAUAAUGUAGAACAAUAAUAGAAUUAAAAAGUAGGAUAGAUUAGAGCUACAUAAAUAACAUUUAUAUAUUUCACUGGGAUCAAGUUAGUAUUAUUCUGAAGCUGAUUCUAAGAUGUAUAUAAUAAACCCUACAGCAGCCAUUAAGAAAAUAACAAAAAUACAAUGAAUAAAAAAGAAAUUUAAAUGUGUUAUUGUAGAAAAUCAACACAGAGGAAGGCAGUAAGAAAAGAAAUGUGGGACUGGGUGAACUAUAAUACAGAAAAAAAACAACAUGGCAAAAAUAAGUCAUUCCUUAUCAAUAGUUACUUUAAAUGUAAAUGGAUCAAACUUGGCAAUCAAAAGACAUAGAUUGGCAGAUGAUAAAUGAACGAGAUCCAACUAAAUGCUAUCUAUAAGAAAGUCACUUUAGAUCUAAGGACACACAUAGUUUGAAAGUGAAAAGAUGGGCCGGGCGCAGUGGCUCACGCCUGUAAUCCCAGCACUUUGGGAGGCCGAGGCGGGCGGAUCAUCUGAGGUCAGGAGUUUUAGACCAACCUGAUCAACAUGGAGAAACCCCGUCUCUACUGAAAAUACAAAAACUUAGCCGGGCUUGGUGGCGAGCGCCUGUAAUCCCAGCUACUUAGGAGGCUGAGGCAGGAGAAUGGCGUGAACCUGGGAGGCGGAGCUUGCAGUGAGCCAAGAUCGUGUCACUGCACUCCAGCCUGGGCGACAGAGCGAGACUCCGUCUAAAAAACAAACAAACAAACAAAAAGAAAGUGAAAAGAUGAAAAAAGAUAUUUCAUGCAAACAGCAAUUAAAAAGAGUGGGCAUGGCUAUAUUAAUAUCAGACAAAAUAUACUAUAAGUUAAAAAAGGUUAGAAGAGACAAAGAAUAUAUAAUAAAAUGGUCAACUUACCAAGAAGAUAUAUCAAUUACAAAUACAUAUACACUAAACACCUGAGCUCCAAAAUUUAUGAAGGAAACAUUGACAGAAUUGAAGGAAGAAAUAGACAUCUAUGCAAUAAUAGUAGGAGACUUCAAUACACUACUUUUAAUAAUAUGUAGAGGAACAGGACAGAAGAUAAAUUAGGAAAUAGGGGACUUGAACCAAUUGGACCUAACACACAUAUAUACAUAACAUUUCCACUCAACAAUAGCAGAGUGCACAUUUUCCUCAAGUGCAUGUGGAUUAUUAUCCAGGAUAAACUAUGUCUUAGGCCACAGAAGAAGUCAUAAUGUUAAAAUAUUGAAACUAGAAUUCAAUAGCAUAAGUAAAACUGUAAAAUCCACAAGUAUAUGAAAGUUAAGUACACUCUAAACUAGUGGAUCAAAGAAGAAAUCAAAACAAAUGAAAAUGAGGUAAGUGAAAACACAACAUACCAAAUUUAUGGGAUGCAGCAAAAGCAGUGUUAAGGGAAUUUUAUAGCUGUUAGUGUUUACAUUAAAAAAGAUUUCAAGUCAGCAACCUGACUUUAUGCCAUUAGAAACUAGAAAAGAAGAAGAAACUAAAUCUGAAGCUAGUGGAAGGAAAUGAAAAUAUUAGGCUUGAGAUUAACAUAUUAGAGAAUAAAAAAUAGAGAAAAUUAGUAAAACUAAGAGUUGGUUAUUUUAAAAGUUCAACGAAAUUGAGAACCAUUAGGCAGAUUGAUUAAGAGAGAAAGACUGAAAUAACUAGGAUCAGAAAUGAAACAGGGAACAUUCCAUUCCUACCAACUGUAUACUAAUAAAAAGCAUUAUUCAAGAGUACUUUUUACAAUGGUAUUCCAAUAAAUUUGAUAACCUAGACAAAAUGGAAAAGUUUCUAGAAACACACACCUUUCUAAGACUCAAUAAUGAAGAAAUAGAAAAUCUGAAUAUACCUAUGACCAGUAAGGAGACUGAAUAGUAAUCUAAUACCUCCUAACAAAGAAAAGCCAAAGACUACAUGGUUUCACUGGUGAAGUCUACCAAAUGAUUUUACAUCUUUAUUCUUUUCUAGCACUAUAGGCAUUUAAAGCUAAAAAUAAAAACAUAUUUAGCUGCUCCAAAAAUUUGGAUUGUUUUUGUUUUUAUUAAAAAUGCAUUCUAGGCAAGGUGCGAUGGUUCAUGCCGGUAAUCCCAGCAUUUUGGGAGGCCGAGAUGGGAGGGUUGCUUGAGGCCAGGAGUUUGAGACCAGCCUGGUUAACAUAGUGAGAUCCCCAUCUCUAUUUUUAAGAAGUAAAAUAAAAAUUACAUCCUAAUCUCUCUUAUAAUUUAUUCUUUGAUCCAUGGAGUAUUUAGCAAUGUGUUGAAUAAUUUCAAAAUAUUUUUACAUUUCCCAAAUUUCCUCAGUGUUUGAUUUCUAAUUUUAUUUUCACUGUGGUCAGAUAAUAUACUUAGCAUGACUUACUUUUAAAAAAUAUUAUGAUUUGCCAUAUAUAGGUCUAGUAUAUUGUUUAGUUUAGAAAAUGUUGCAUGUUGAGUAUGUAUUUUAUUGUUGGUUGAGUGUUCAACCAACCAUCAGUUAAGACAAACUAGUUUGUAGUGUUGUUGAAGUCUUCUAUAUCCUUGCAGAUUUUCUGUCUAGUUGUUAUAUGUAUUGAGAAUAGAGUGUUAAAAUCUCCACCUUCUAUUGUUGAGCUGUCAUUUUCUCCCUUCAGUUUUGUCAGUUUUCCUUUCAUGUAUGUAGUCUUCUGUUUUUAGGAGCAUAUAUGUUCAUUGUAGUUAUAUUUUUCUGAUUAACUCGCCCUUUUAUCAUUAAAUAAAUCUCUCUCUUUUUCUCUAGUAACAUUUUGAAAGUCUGUUUUGUCUGAUGGUAGUAUAACCAUUCCUGUUCUCUUCUGAUCACCAUUUGUAUGGUAUCUAUUUGUAUGUUUUUCCAUCCUUUUGUUUUCCAUCUGUUUUCAGCUUUUAAAAAGAACUAAUGUAUAUCUUAGCUUAAAAAAAUCUAUUUGAGAUUAUUGCUAAAAUAAUAACAAUAGUCGUCAGGCAUGGUGGCUCACACCUGUAAUCCCAGCACUCUGGGAGGCUGAGGUGGAAGGAUUGCCUGAGCCCAGGAGUUCAUGACCAGCCUGGGCAAUAUAGUGAGACCCUGUCUCUACAAAAAAUUAGAAAUAAAAUUUUAAAAAUCAAAAUAAAUAAAAUCAUAUCAAUAGUAUACAGAAAGUUUACUCCAAUAUAGCUCCCUUCCUUUGUGCUAUCAUAGUAAUAUGAAUGUGACACAAAUUACAACUUUAUACAUUAUGGACAAAAUAAUACAAUUAUAUAAUUAUGGUUUUAUGCAGUUAUCUUUAAUCAGUUAAAAUAAAAAAGUAAAAGUGUAUAUUAUCUUUUAUUUACCUAUGUAAUGACUUUAAUCAGUGCUCAUUAUUUCUUUGUGUGGAUUCCAGUGACCAUCACCUUUCAUCCUAAAGAACUUUAAUAUUUCUUAUUAGGAAAGUCUGCUAGCAACAAAGGCUUUCAGUCCUUAUCUGCAAUUCUCUUUAUUUUGUCUAUAUUUUGAGAGAGAAUAUUCUGGAUAUAGAAUUCUUGGUUGUCUGGUGGGGUUUUAUUUGUUUUUUUGUUUUGUUUUGUUUUUUGUUUUUGUUUGUUUGUUUUUAGUACUUUGAAUCUCAUCCCACUGCCUUUUGGUCUCUGUUGUUUCUGAUGAGAAGUCAGCCAAUAGUCCUGUUGAGAAUCUCGUUUAUAUGAUGAAUAAUGUUUCCCUUGCUGUUUUCAAGAUUUCCCUUUGUUCCUGGCUUCUGACAAUUUGACUCUGGGGUAGCUCUCCUUGAGACAUGUUGAUUAAGUAUUAAUAUCUGGGUUUAUCUCACUUGGAGUGUGUUCACAUUCUUGUAAAUGUAGGUGUGUGUGUGUGUGUGUGUGUGAUCAACUUCACAAAGAGUUUGGCCAUUAUUUUUCAAGCAUUUUUUCUUUUUCUUUCCUUCUGACCCUCCUCUUAUAUGUAUGCUGGUUUGCUUGAUGGUGUGCUACAUGUCUCUGAUGCUUUCUUCAUUUUUAUUCCUUCUGUUUUUCUUUCUGUUCUUCAGACUGCAUAAUUUUAUUGACCUAUUUUCAAGUUCACUAAUUGUUUUUUCAGGUUAAAUCUGCUAUUGAGUUCUUCUAGUGAAUUUUUCAUUUCAGUUAUUGUACUUCUCAACUCUAGAAUUUCUACUUGAUUCUUUCAUUGCAGUAAUAAUUUCCAUCUCUCUGUCGAUAGUCUCUGGCAGGACAUUAUUGUCAUACUCUUCUUUAAAUUCUUUACAUAUGGCUUGUUUUAGUUCUUUGAACAUAAUUAAAAUAGCUGCUUUCAGAUCUUUGCUAAAUCCAACAUUUUUACUGUCUCAGAGACAGUUGUCUACUAGCUGCUUCAUUCCCAUCCCCUCUGAGUGAGCUACUUGGAUUCUUUAGCUCCUGUGAAAGUUUGUUCAUGCAUAGAUAGAAGUUUAAAUUGAUGUUUCUGUGAGAGCUAAGUGCUGGAAAGUCCCAUUCUGCUAUCUUGCUGACAUCACUCCUGUUAAGAUUUUCUAUUUUUUCUUGAGUCAGUGAUAGUUUGUGUGUUUCUAGGAGUUUUUCCUUUCCAUUUAGGUUAUUUUGUUGACAUACAAUUGUUUAUAAUUUUCUUCUAUCAUCAUUUUCAUUUUUGUAAGUUUAGUAAUGUUUCCACUUUCAGCUCUGACUUUAGUAAUUUUGGUGUUUUCUCUUUUUUCUUGUUCAGUCCUGCUACAGUUUUGCCACUUUUUUUGAUCUUUUCAAAGAACCAGCUUUUAAUUUUGCAAAUUUUCUCUAUUAUUUUUCUAUUUUCUAUUUAAUCUAACCUCACUUUUAUCUUUAUUAUUUCCUUUCUUCUCCUGGUUUUGUUCUUUUUUUCUAUUUUUCAUAUUCUAAUUCCUAAAUGUAUACAGUUAGGUCAUUGAUUUGACAUCUUUCCUCCUUUUUAUAGGCAUGUAGAGCUAUAAAUUUUUCCCUGAGUAGUAAGCAUCUCAUGAACUUUAGUGACAUGUGUUUUUAUUUGUAUUUAUCUAAAAUGUUUUCUAAAUUCUCUUUUUAUUUGUUCUUUAACCCUUUGGUUGUUUAAGAUUCUGUUUAUUUGGCACAAAACAGCAAUAUCAUCUAUCCUUACUCCUAUUCAGUAUAGAAAUUCAACAGAAUUUCAGUUAUCAGAACUUGCCAACAUGAAGACAAUGGGAUUUAGUCCUACAAAUUAAGGAAGAAACUGAAUGAUUAAAGUCAUGAACUAACAUAUUAUAUACAGGAAUUUUGAAAUUCUUCAAUUUUGCAUAGGAAUUUCUUCAGUUAUGGCAGUAGUCUUUUGAUGGUGCUCCAAUUUUUAACUGGAUACAUUUACAAUUUGUGUUAGAAUGGAAUGCAAUUGAGAAGGUUUAUGUUUCUGUAACACCUAAAUUUGGCUUAACAUUCAAAGGUAUCAUAAAUUGAGCCAAUUUGUUUGGCUUUAGGAAUAAUUUUUAAAUAAAUGUACCCUUCCUAGACUAAGUGGCAAAAAAAAAAAAAAAAUAGAGAUGUCCUGUGAAGGCAAAAUACGUCAACUGCUAAAAUAUUUGCAAUCUAAUAUUCCAUAUUCACAAUACUCAUGAGGAUAUUUUCCAUUUCAUUGGAUAUAUUCUAAGACUUCUGAUUACCUUAGUAUAUGCAGAGUAUAUAUCUCAAUUUAAAAGGUAUGGUGUUGAGAGAAGUGCCAUUUGAAGGUAGCUAUAAUUUCAAGUUUAUUAACCAUAAAGUCCAGCAUUGAAGAUUACAUAAAAUUUUAUCAAAAUUUAAAAAUAAUAGACUGUUUUGAAAAAAUAUCCUUAAAAAUAUGGUGAUACUGGCUAAGAAAUUGAUUAAAGCAUUGGAAUAUAUACCAAAAAUAAUUAUUCUGCUCUUUAAUGUACAGUCAAUAUAGAUAGCUUAAAAUUUUUUCCUUACUACAAAAACAUUAUUUUGUUUUAAUGCAAAUAUGUUAUUGUUUACCCUUUAGGAUAUAACAGAAAAUUAUGACUCAUAAAGGAAAUUUUCAAACAUUAUAUAAUUUCAAUUAUCAUAGUAUUCAUACAUUUUAAAAUUUUUACUACUUUGGACAAUAUAUAGUGAGCUGUUAUUGAUUUCUAAUUUAAUUCCAUUUUUGUCAAAAACAUGCUUUGUAUGACUUGAGUCCAUUUACUCAUUUAUUGAGACUUGUUUUAUGGCCCAGAAUAUGGUAUAUGCUGGUAAGUGUCCCCUGUCCACCUAAGAUGAAUUUUACUGUCUUUGAGAAGAGUGUUCCAGAAGUGUAAAUGAGAUCAAGCAGGUUGAUAUGUUGUUUAGAUAAUCUAUACCCUGUUGCUUUUCUGCAUUAGUUCUAUCAAUUACCAAGAGAGAUAUGUUGAAAUAUCUGAUUAUAAUUGUGGAUUUGUCUGUUACUUUAUUGAUCUAACAGGUUUUUACUCACAUACUUACAAGCUGUAUUAAGAGCAUAAUUUAGGUUUGUUCUUUCCACUGGAUGAACUGUAUCCUUCAUCAUUAUUAUGAUGUAACUUUCUUUAUCCCUGAUAUAGUCUUUUUGGUGAAGUCACUUUGUUUUUAAUAUAGCCACUCCAGCUUUCUUUUGACUAGUGUUAGGAUGGUAUAUAUUUUUCCAUCCUUUUACUCUUAACCUAUUAGUGCUUUUAUAUUUUAAGUAUUACCUGUAGGUAGCACGUAUUUGGGUCUGACUUUAAAAAAAAAAUCCAACCUGACAACCUUCUUAAGUUAAGGUGUUAGACCAGUUACACUUAAUGUGAUCAUUGAUACAAUUAAGUUUAAUAUGUUGCUAUUUGUUUUCUGUCACAGUCGGGAACGAAAAGACAUUUUGCUCUUCAUUAUUCCAUGUUUCCGCUUUAUGUAGCAUAAGAAACUACAAAAAUCAUUUUGAAAGUUCAAUGUUGCUAGAUUACAACAGUGAAAUCAAGCUUUUCCUACGAAAAACAAACCCCCUUUGGCAUUUGUUUAGACUGUUUUAAGAAAAUGUGUUAAUUAUUUCAUCCUUCAAGAUAAGGCAAGUAAUUCUCUGUGUACUUUAUCUGUUUCCAUGCCGUCCUGAAUCACGUUUUUCUCUCCAGGUAACAGGAAGAUUGUCUUGAAGAAUCAAGUAUAUUUGAUUCUGAAAUCUCUCAUGUAAACCACACUUCCUCUUCUAGUAUAAAACCAACCAUUCCUUUUCUUUCUUUUUUUUUUUUUUUUUUUUUGAGACGGAGUCUCUCCAUUUCCUUAGUUCAGGCUUUUCAAAUUUAUCCUAAGUCCCUUCAAAUAGCACAAAGGGGAAGCCUAUGCUCGGAUUUGAGACGAAGAGGUCAAAGCAGCUACAUUUUGACGUAAUUUUACUUUAAAUUCUUCUUUAAAAGUUCUGCUCAUUUGCAUUCUUCUGCAUGGAGAGAAAAGGUAAUUUACACUGACGCACCGAAAACAGCAACGCUCCUCUCAGAUGGGGAUCCUCGCCCGUAGCCGCAACCUCUGCACCCCACGGUCUGGAACUCCCACAAAUCCAUUAGGCUAGGGUCCCUUAGGAGCCCCCAAUGUAUGCUGGGAUCAACCUGAACAGACUAUAGACCAAGGCUUCUGAGGUUCUUUCUGCUCAGGACUGUAUUUCCCAGAGGCCACCGCACCGGAAUUAACGGUUCCACUUCCUGUCUCCCGGGGUUGACGACGUAGCUGGGGGAGAAGCCCGAGGAAGAUUGACCAAUUUUGUAAUUCUAGAAACAUGGUCCACGGAUCAGUGACAUUCAGGGAUGUGGCCAUCGACUUCUCUCAGGAGGAGUGGGAGUGCCUGCAGCCUGAUCAGAGGACUUUGUACAGGGAUGUGAUGUUGGAGAACUACAGCCACCUGAUCUCACUGGCAGGAAGUUCCAUUUCUAAGCCAGAUGUGAUUACAUUACUAGAGCAAGAGAAAGAGCCCUGGAUUGUUGUAAGUAAAGAAACAAGCAGAUGGUAUCCAGAUUUGGAGUCAAAAUAUGGACCUGAGAAAAUAUCUCCAGAAAAUGAUAUUUUUGAAAUAAAUUUACCCAAACAUGUUAUAAAGCAAAUAAGUAAAACACUUGGCCUCAAGGCCUUUUAUUUUAGAAAUGACUCAGAAUAUAGUAGUAGAUUUGAGGGACCACAAGGACAUCAAGAGGGAUAUAUCAAUCACAAGAUCAUCAGCUAUGAAGAAAUACCUGCUUAUACUCAUGCUUCUCUUAUUCAUAAUACACAUAAACCAUAUGAAUGUAAGGAAUGUGGGAAAUACUUUAAUCGUGGUUCAAAUCUUAUUCAGCAUCAGAGUAUUCAUACUGGAGAGAAACCCUAUAAAUGCAAAGAAUGUGGGAAAGCCUUUCAACUUCACAUACAACUUACUCGACAUCAGAAAUUUCAUACUGGUGAGAAAACUUUUGAAUGUAAGGAAUGUGGAAAAGCCUUUAAUCUUCCCACCCAGCUUAAUCGCCAUAAGAACAUUCACACAGGUGAGAAACUGUUUGAAUGUAAGGAAUGUGGGAAGUCUUUUAAUCGUAGCUCAAACCUUACUCAGCAUCAAAUUAUUCAUGCUGGUGUAAAACCAUAUCAAUGUAAGGAGUGUGGGAAAGCCUUUAAUCGUGGUUCAAAUCUUAUUCAGCAUCAAAAAAUUCAUUCCAAUGAGAAACCCUUUGUAUGUAGGGAAUGUGAGAUGGCCUUUCGAUAUCAUUACCAACUCAUUGAACAUUGCCGAAUUCAUACUGGUGAGAAACCCUUUGAAUGUAAAGAAUGCAGAAAGGCCUUUACUCUUCUGACAAAGCUUGUUCGACAUCAGAAGAUUCAUAUGGGUGAGAAGCCCUUUGAAUGUAGGGAAUGCGGGAAGGCCUUUAGUCUUCUCAAUCAGCUUAAUCGCCAUAAGAACAUUCACACAGGUGAAAAACCCUUUGAAUGUAAAGAAUGUGGGAAGUCCUUUAAUCGUAGUUCAAACCUUAUUCAACACCAGAGUAUUCACGCUGGUGUAAAACCAUAUGAAUGUAAGGAGUGUGGGAAAGGCUUUAAUCGUGGCGCAAAUCUUAUUCAGCAUCAGAAAAUUCAUUCCAAUGAGAAACCUUUUGUAUGUGGGGAAUGUGAGAUGGCCUUUCGAUAUCAUUACCAACUUAUUCAACAUUCUCAAAUUCAUACUGGUGGGAAACCCUUUGAAUGUAAAGAAUGUGGAAAGGCCUUUAGUCUUCUGACACAGCUUGCUCGACAUAAGAACAUUCACACUGGUGAGAAACCAUUUGAAUGUAAAGACUGUGGGAAGGCCUUCAAUCGUGGCUCGAACCUUGUUCAACAUCAGAGUAUUCAUACUGGUGAGAAGCCCUAUGAAUGUAAGGAGUGUGGGAAGGCUUUUAGACUUCACCUACAACUUUCUCAACAUGAGAAAAGUCAUACAGGUGAGAAACCCUUUGAAUGUAAAGAAUGUGGGAAAUUCUUUUGUCGUGGUUCAAAUCUUAAUCAACAUCGAAGUAUUCAUACUGGAAAGAAACCCUUUGAAUGUAAGGAAUGUGGGAAAGCUUUUCGACUUCAUAUGCACCUUAUUCGACAUCAGAAAUUUCAUACUGGUGAGAAGCCCUUUGAAUGUAAGGAAUGUGGCAAGGCCUUCAGUCUUCACACCCAGCUUAAUCGCCAUAAGAACAUUCACACAGGUGAGAAGCCAUUUGAAUGUAAAGAAUGUGGGAAGUCCUUUAAUCGUGUCUCGAACCUUGUUCAACAUCAGAGUAUUCAUGCUGGUGUAAAACCAUAUGAAUGUAAGGAGUGUGGGAAAGGCUUUAGUCGUGGUUCAAACCUUAUUCAGCAUCAGAAAAUUCAUUCCAACGAGAAACCCUUUGUAUGUAAGGAGUGUAGGAAGACCUUUAGAUAUCAUUACCAGCUUACUGAACAUUACCAAAUUCAUACUGGUGAGAAACCCUUUGAAUGUAAAGAAUGCGGAAAGGCCUUUAGUCUUCUGACACAGCUUGCUGAACAUCAGAUCAUUCAUACUGGUGAGAAGCCAUUUAAAUGUGAGGAGUGUGGGAAGGCCUUUAAUCGUGGCUCAAACCUUGUUCAACCUCAGAGUAUUCAUAAUGGUGAGAAACCCUAUGAAUGUAAGGAGUGUGGGAAGGCUUUUAGACUUCAUCUACAACUUUCUCUGCAUCAAAAACUUGUACAGGUGAGAAACCCUUUGAAUGUAAGAAAUGUGGGACAGCCUUCAGACAUCAGUAGCAACUUACUGAACAUCAGAAAAUUCAUACUUGGGUGAAAACCUUUGAAUGUAAGGAAUGUGGGAAGGCCUUUCAAUAUCAUUACCAAUUUCAUGGACAUUAUAGAUUUCAUAUUCGUGAGAACCCUUAUGAAUGUCAAGGAUGUGGGAAAUGCUUUACCAGUGGUAGAAACCUUAGAGUACAUCAGAGAAUUCAUACUGGUGAGAAACCAUAUCAAUGUGAAGAAUGUGGGAAAGCCUUUAGUCAUAGUUCAAACCUGUUAAACAUGUUAAAAUUCAUACUGAUGAGAAACCCUAUGAAUGUCAGGAAUGUGAAAAGGCCUUUAGCAGUAAUUAUGAACUUACUGUACAUCUGAGAAUCCAUACUGCUGAGAAACCCUGUGAGUGUAAAGAAUGUGGAAAACUUUUGGAUUUAGCUUAGUCUUUACUGCGCAUCAAAGAAUUCAUACUGGUAUGAACCGUAUGAAUGUAAAGAAUGUGGAAAGACCUUUACUUGUAGCUCGAGCCUUGUUCAACAUGUUAAAAUUCAUACUGGUGAGCAACCCUGUGAAUGUAAAGGAUGUGGGAGGACCUUUAGACUUAGUUCAGUCCUUUCUGUACAUCACAGAAUUCAUACUGGCAUGAAACCCUACGAACGUAAAGAAUGUGAGCAAACCCUUACUGUGAAUGAUCUGCUUACUCAACAUCAGAAAAUUCAUUAUAGUUAGAAGUUUUAUGAAUAUAAGGAGUGUAGACAAGCCUUCACUGUGUAUGAAAAAUUUACUCAACACCAGAGAAUUCAUAUUGAUGAGAAAUCCUGUGAACAUAAAAGAAUGUGUGAAGAACUUUCAUCGUGGCCUGGGAUUUGCUCAACAUCAGAGUAUUCAUACUGUUGAGAACUCCUUUGAGUGUUAAGGAAUGUGGGAUGUUUUAUAGCCACACUAAAUGCCUUAGAGUUCAGAGAAGGUAAUUUUGGUGAGAAAGUUAUUGAUGUGAGGAAUGUAGAAUAGCUGCCAUGUUCACAGUUUACUACCCAUGAAAUAUUUUACUGGAUACAGGCAUACGUUGCUUAAUUGUGCAUUGCAGUUACCGCAUUUUAUACACAUUGAAGGUUUGCAGCAACCUUGCAGUGAAUAAGUCUAUGAGCACCAUUUUCCAAACAGCAUGUGCACAUUUCAUGUCUUUGUGUCACACUUUGCUAGUUUUCAUAAUAGUUCAAACUUUUUCAUUGUUAAAUCUGUUAUGGUGAUCUGUGACCAGUGUUUUUUGAUGUUACUAGUGUAAUUGUUUGGGGAUACCACAAAUCCUGCCCAUAAAAGAUGGUGAACCUAGUUGAUAAUUGUUGCAGGUUUUGAAAGAAUAGUAAAAUAUAUACCCAUAUCCCCCCCCCACCUAGAUUCAAAAUUGUUAACAAUUUGCCACAUUUAUUUUUUGUAUAUUUGUUGUACCAUUGAGAAUAAGUUUUAGACCAUUGAGAGUAAGUUUUAGACAUCAUGACACUUUACCCCUUGUUACAUCAGCAUGUGUGUUACCCAAACAUAAAGACAAUAUCAUAUAACCAUAGUACCAUAAUUACCCUUAAGGAAAAUAUUCAUAAUUCUGUAAUAUCAUUCCAUCUUCAGAUUUCUUCAUUGGCCUGCAAACCAUCUUUUACAGCUAUUCACUUUCUCUCUCUUUUUUUGUUUUUUUUUGAGAUGGAGUCUCGCUCUGUCGCCCAGGCUGGAGUGCAGUGAUGCGAUCUGGGCUCAAUGCAAGCUCCACCUCCCAGGUUCAUGCCAUUCUCCCGCCUCAGCCUCCCGAGUAGCUGGGACUACAGGCACCCGCCACCACGCCCGGCUAAUAUUUUGCAUUUUUAGUAGAGACAGGGUUUCACUGUGUUAGCCAGAAUGGUCUCGAUCUCCUGACCUCGUGAUCCACCCACCUCGGCCUCCCAAAGUGCUGGGAUUACAGGCGUGAGCCACCGCGCCUGGCCUACAGCUGUUCAUUUUCUAAGGAGUAUCCAUUGCAGAUUCUGCAUUGCAUUUGGUUAUCUCUCUUUAGUGUAUUGUAGCAUGGAAACCCCAUGAAGGUAUGCUCUCAAAUUAUGGUGGGUAUCAGAAUCACCUGUGGAACUUGGUAAACCUACAGAAGUGUAGACCUAGCUUAUAAGCCUGGGCCUCUGUUUUUUAUUAUUUCUCCAGGUUUUGUGUCUGUGAUACCAACCAGAGUUAGAGAGCCACUGGUCUAGAAAAUUUCUCCUCAUUUUAAAAAAAAUGACAUUGGAGUAGCCCAGAAAUGUUGUCGGCUAUGUGUUUAGAUUUCUUUCUUUAUAGUGUCAUUUAGCCUUGUUCUUGGUUGUAUUUUCUGUACAAGGGAAUGUAAGUCCAGAGGCUUUCUUAGGUCUAGAUUAAACGUUUGGGGAAGAAUACUUUGUAGGUUAUUUGUAUGUCAUAUUGUACUGUCAGAAAACAUUUAAGUACAGGUCCUUGCAUUAGUGAAAACUAAGGAUGAUCAUUUGGGUAAGCUGGUAACUGCCAUAAGUCCAUUGUAAAGAUUUAGUUUGUAGUGGGUAAGUAAUCUAUGGAGAGACAUUGUCAUCUCUGAAAAUUUAUAGUCAUGUGUAUUUAAGCCCUGGAUUGAAUACAAAAUGAAAAUUGAAAUAGACCAUUGAGAAAUGAAUGCCAUUAAAGCGUCAACAUAAUUCAACUUGUGUGAUAUGGCUGACACUGUACUCAGUACAAAACUGGCACCCUUCGGAUUAUGUAGGGAGCCAAGAUUGUUUGGAACCUUUUUUUUUGUUCAGCAUUUAUCACCAGCACCUAUACCAUGGCUGGUACGUGAGCUGUUGAUAAACUUUGAAAAAAAAUUAACCCUUUAAAUCAAGCUGUAAAACAUGAUACCAUUAGGCCAGGAGCAGUGGCUCAUGCCUGUAAUCCCAGCACUUUGGGAGGCCAAGGUGGGCAGAUCACCUGAGGUCAGGAGUUCGAGACCAACCUGGCCAACAUGGUGAAACUCCAUCUCUCCUAAAAAUAAAAAAAUUAGCUGGACGUGAUGGCACAUGCCUGUAAUCCCAGCUACUUGGGAGGCUGAGGCAGGAGAAUCACUCGAACUUGGAAGGUGGAGGUUGCAGUGAGCCGAGAUUGCACCACUGCACUCCAGCCUGGGCGACAGAGUGAGACUUCGUCUCAAAAAAACCCCAAAACAAAACAUGAGACCAAUGUGGCAUCAUGAAUUAGAUUAUUUUUUUUUUUACGAUUAAGAAUAAUCCUUUGUGAUUUUAUCCCAUUGUGUUAAAAAAUCUAUAAAGUGAUAAUUUAUAUUGAUAGCUAUCUUGUUUUUAUGAAUAUACCCUGGUCAGGUGAUUUUUCUUGCGAUAGACUACUUAAUUCUAUCUUUUACCAUUUAAUUGCUUCUAUAAUCAUAAGUAAAGUUAUAAUUUUCCAAGUAUUUUUCAGGUAUUGAUAUUGCAAUGAUGUUAUACAACUUAUAAAACAAGAUUAUAUAAAACUUGGCUUUCAAAUCUUAUGUUCCUACUUUUUAUUUCCAGUUUCAUCUUUUUUCUAUUCAUUCUCUUGAACUUUCUUCUUUGAAAUCAAAAGAUUCCCUGGGUAUUAACCCAGCGCAACUCCUGUAUGGGUCAUUGCACAUCCCGGUAGUAUCAUUAAGAAUUGUCAUAAAAGAAAGAUCCCUGGCAGCCUUUCAAUGAAACUCUAUCAUCAUGCAAUCUUGGCAGUACUAUGUUGGAAGUCAGAGUCCCUUUGCAAACAUAAUAAAACACUUUAAUAUGUUUGUUAAAGUUACAAACCAAGUAUGUACAAAUUUAAAAAUCAUGGCCAGGCAUGGUGGCUCACGCCUGUAAUCCCCAACUUAAAAUGGUUUGACUUAUGAUUUUCAGCUUUAUAAUAGUACUAAAGUAAUAUGCUGCUAUAGUUUGGAUAUUUGUCCCCUCCAAAUCUCAUAUUGAAGUUUGAUCCCAAUGUUGGAGGUGGGGCCUAAUGGGAGGUGUUUGGGUCAUGGGAGAAGAUCCCUCAUGAAUAAAUUAAUGUCCUCUCUGGAUUGGGGGGUGAGUUAUCACUCUAUUAGUUCCUCUGAGAGCUGGUUGUUCAAAAGAGCCUGGUACCUCCUUCCUCACCCUCUUGCUUCCUCUCUUGCCAUGUGAUGUCUGCAUACAUUGCCCCCUUUCAUCUUCUGCCACGAGUGGAAGCAGCCUGGGGCCCUUACCAGAAGCAGAUGUUGCACCAUGAUUCUUGUAAAUCCUACAGAACAGUGAGCCAAAUAAACCUCUUUCUUUAUUAAUUA